Chlorella variabilis is the source of this 2604-nucleotide messenger RNA. RefSeq lists its product as hypothetical. Bases 1 to 2604 code for a protein of 867 amino acids. The record is from RefSeq and is a predicted model, not a curated record. Gene Ontology annotation, molecular function: protein binding. Gene Ontology annotation, cellular component: ciliary basal body; centrosome. Lineage: Eukaryota; Viridiplantae; Chlorophyta; Trebouxiophyceae; Chlorellales; Chlorellaceae. Gene Ontology annotation, biological process: epithelial cilium movement involved in determination of left/right asymmetry. The transcript has 4 exons.
AUGGCGAGGGUGGCAGCACGGACCGAGGCGGCGGCGGCGACGGUGGAGGAAGCAGACACCACCGGCACCGGUGACAAGGAGAAUGUGCAGCGGCAGCAGCAGGCCGAGGUGCUGAGGGCGCAGGUGUUCCGUCGCAUCCUAUCCAGCGACGUGCUGAGCUCCGUCAAGGCGCAUCUGAGGGCCAAGCUGUAUGCCGAGCUGAGGGGCCGCGGCGCCGGCGCCAGCGGCGGCGCGGCGGGAGCGGGCUGGCAGCCGCUGCCGCCGCCUGCUCGCAGCCCCACGCUGCACCAGCAUGUGCUCAACUGCCUGCUGGCCGAAUACCUGCUGGGCCAGCAGUACCGCUACACCCUGUCUGUGUUCCUGGCCGAGAGCGGCAGCGAUGCCCUGCCGCGGCUGUGCCACGCCGACAUCCUGCGCCUGGUGGGGGUUCUGCCAGAGUCCAAGCUGCACGCCCUGCUGACCGGCGCCAGCGGCGGCGCAGGCAGCUGCGGGGCGGCCCCAGCAGCCAGCCAGUGCAGCAGCAGCAGCCCCCAUGCCAGCCUGGCUGAGGCCAUGCUGGCUGCGCUGGGCUGCCUGGGAGGACACGUGGGCACCCGCACCGCCGCCUGCCAGACGCACGGCGACGGCGGCGGCGCCACCAGCGGCCCUCCUGCAGCCAUCACAUCCCAGCAGCUGAUGCAGCGCCUGCAGCAGAUAGAGGAGGAGUAUCAGCGCAAGAGCGGCGGCUUGGAGCAGGCGGCGGCGCGGUCGCUGGAGGAGCGCAUGGCGGCGUACCAGCGGGAGUGCGAUGCCCGCUACGCAGCGCAGCUGGCAGAGCGGGUGGGCGUGGUGCGUGAGACAGAGGUGGCGGCGGCGCGGCAACAGUCGGCGGCGCGGUGCCGGCAGGAGCUGGAGGCGGAGCGGGCAGCGCUGCACCAGGCGUACCAGGAGCGGCUGGCGCGCCUGAACAAGCAGGAGGAGGAGCUUCUGGAGCGGCGGCGGCGGGCGGCGGCUGACCAUGACCUGACUGGGGAGGAUCACCUGCGCCGCAUGCGGGCAGACGAGGAGCGCCUGGCUGCGCGGAAGGCAGAGAGCGAGGCCAAGCUGGCUGCUGCCCAGGCUUCGGCGCAGCAGGCGCGGCAGCGGGGCGAGGACGCGGAGCGGCGGGCAGAGGCGCAGCGGGCGGAGGGGGAGCAGCGGCUGCAGGCUCGGCUGGCAGAGGUGCAGGCACGGGAGGCAGCGGCAGCCAGGGCGCAGGCCGUGGCGGAGGCGGAGCUUGGGCGUGUGGCUGGGCUGCAGCGCCAGCUGGCGGAGGCGCUGGAGCAGCAGGGCAGCCUGCGGCAGCAGCUGGCGGCCGCCAGAUCGAUGCACCAGGCAGAGGAGGCAGAGCUGAGGGAGGAGGCAGAGGCGCUGCGGCGGGGCUUGGAGCAGGCGGAGGCGGCGGCCGCGGCCAGCGCUGCCGCGCCAGGCCUGCCGCCUGCCGACGCCGCGCGGCUGCAGCAGGGGGUGCGGCAGCUGAUGCGGCGGGUGGAGGAACUGCAGCGGGAGGUGGGGGCCUGCCGCGAGCGGGAGCGGCUGUGGCGCGGCAGCGCUGCGGAGGCCGACAGGCUCCUGGACAAGAGCGCCAAGGCACACGACCGCGUGCUGCGGCACGGCGAGGAGCUGCGCCUGGCGCUGGCUUCCGCGGCGCGCGAGGUGGCAGACCUGCACCAGCAGGCCGCGCUGGCCGCCGCCGGCGCAGAGGGGCCGCUGGCAGGCGCCCUGCAGGCGGCCAGCAGGGACGCAGAGCGGUGGCAGGAGGGUGCAGAGGCGCGGGUCGAGGCGGCCAAGCGGGAGGAGGCGGGGCUGCGGCGGGAGGCUGCUCAGCUGAGGCAGCGUGCCCUGGCCAGCCGCACGGCGGUGGCGCAGGGCCUGCAGCACGUGCUGGCCGCUCAUGCGCGGGCCGGGCAGCAGGCGGGUGGGGAGGACAGCGAUGAUGGCAGCCCGGCCGACGCGCCCCCUGCUCCGCAGCAUGGCGCGCCGGAGCCUGCUGGGGCAGGCCCAGCCGUGCGCCCGGUGCAGCCAGCUGGCAGUGUGCAGGGCUCCCGCCAGCCAGCGGCGCAGCUGGCAGUGGACCAGCGUGGGCGGGGUGCCGCCCAGCAGGCGCCCGCCAGCGCGCCGUGGGAGGCUCCCUGGAUGCGGCAGCCGCUGCCUGCUUCGGCAGUGCAGCCACCACCGCCAGCACUGCCGCCACAGCAGCAGGCUGUGCAGCCAGCGAGCCUGGGAGCAAGCGGCAGCCUGUGGCUGCAGCCGGGGGUGGAUGCUGCACACAAGCCACCCAGCCGCACCUCCUCCGACAUCCUGGCAGCAUACCGAGCCCGCCAGCAGCGUGCAGCAGGCGGCGGCGGCGGCGGCAGGGACGGGACGCUGAGCAGCAGCGUCAGCCGCGAGGCAUCUGCUGGCGAGCCUGAGGCAGCCGGGGUGGCCGGCGGUGGCCAGCAGGGGGCACCGGGGGCGCCACGCGAGCAGCAGGCGGGGCAGCAUCUACCGCUGGCCACCGCCGCAGCAGCGCCGGGUGGUGGGGCCACAGAUGGGGAUGGCUAUUAUGUUUCUGAUUUUACGAGCGAUGACAGUGGCAGGUUUUGA